This is a messenger RNA of Bactrocera neohumeralis, 583 nucleotides long. RefSeq lists its product as uncharacterized. The record is from RefSeq and is a predicted model, not a curated record. Bases 58 to 486 code for a protein of 142 amino acids. The transcript is spliced from 3 exons. NCBI's taxonomy places the organism in Eukaryota, Metazoa, Arthropoda, Insecta, Diptera, Tephritidae.
AUUGGCAAAAAAUUAGACGACCUGCAAUUGAUAGUCGAAGCACAGAAUACUGCUAUAAUGGAUGCAAUAGCGGUCCAAAAGGUGGCGACUGAGCAAUUGAUUCGCCAAGAAUCAAAAAAUGCACCCAUCACAAAAUAUUUCCCAAUAAGUGACGUCCCAGAAAUGCAUCAGUUGGAGGAAAAAAUUACCCCUACUAACAGAGAUGUAUAUGAAUCUGCGAUGUCUGCUAUUUUAUGCAACAAUCUCAGAAAUAUAAGGCUGCUGUUAAAUAAGGACGUCAUAGCGUCAAUAAACGUGGAUGGUUCACAUGGAAAGAUAAGCUUAAAAUCUUUCCCAAAUUUUUAUGCUUCAUUGACUGGAGCCAUUGCCAAAUUACCAUUUAAGGGAUUGUCGCCGGAGGACGCGCUGCGCAAAGCCAUUGCUUUCGAAAAAGCUAAAUGCUUUAAGAAAGCUUAUCGACAAAAAAAGAAGAAUUCUGCAUCUUAAACUACUACCCCUCCAAUUGUUUUUUUUUUUUUUUUUAAUAUAAAACUGCAAUAGUACAAAGUUGUAAUAUUUCAGACUUUAAAUUCUGACUUCUUAU